CGACCUGAGUGCUUUUAGCUGCAGUUUACUUCGACUCCCCAUUAAGUCCAGUCAUUGUCAAAAUGCAAGAAUGAACUUAGAGUAGUUUUUCUUCUGUUUCCUUGCAUUCCUUCUAUUGUAGUUAUUUGAUUGAGUGAAUCUAGGAUCUUUACAGUUGCCGGCUGAAACAGAUUAUGGAUCUGCUUCUUCAUUUGUUUCUAGGGACACAAAUAUGACAGCACCUGUGCUGGUUCCUGAAGUCCCAGCUGCAGAGAUUCCAAAAAUUUCACUAGCUCAACUAAAUGAUUUCAAAAGCAAUGAAGCUCAGAGUGACAAACUAUUUUCUGUUGAAGGAAAGGUGACUCAAGUUCGUCCUAAUUGGUGUUACAUGGGAUGUGUUGCAUGCCCACGGAAGGUGGAGGAGGAUCUCGAUGAGUAUUUUUGUGGUCACUGUAAGACAACAUCUUCUAUUGCUAAAGCAAAGUAUAGAGUUAAAUUCCAGCUGGAAGAUAAUACUGGAGAGGCUGAUUUUGCCAUCUUGGAGCAUGAAGGGCUGCGCUUUUUUGGAAUAAUGGCUGAUGAGUUAUUCCAAUCAAACCAGAGGAACAAAGAACCUCUUCCACCCCAGAUUCAUCAAAUUGUCAACAUGACACUGAAGCUGACUGUUAAACUAACUCAGUUUAACAUCAUGAACCCACAAACUGAGAUAUCUGUGGUCAGCAUUGACCAUCAUCCUCUUAAGCAACUCAAUAAGGAUCCAUGUUCAAAGGACCUUGGAGGAGCAACCUCAGAUGGACAGAAAAUAGAAGUUGCUCUUGAUUGUGAGGCUGACAAUGGGAAGUAGUGUUGUUGCUGCCUUGCUCCACCUAAUACCCUCCAUAUCAAGCAUUCUGUUUAGUAUGAUUGUUUCCUCCAUGGGAUAUUCACUUUGAUCUUUUUAUUCAGAUCCUUAUUGAAACUCAGGUUAUAGGCUAUUUCUGUUCUGAAUUUUCGUUUUAUGUUUAGUAUGAAUUGCGAACAAUAUUAUGGUUCUUUGCUUUGAAUGCUUUUCAAUCCAUUUGACAGUUUUAUCUUUAUGGAUUCCCUUUGUUAUGAAUUGCAUCAUAACUGUCAACGCCAUCUGAGGCUUAGUCCAAUUAGUUCAGCUAUUGUCAGGUAUUACAGCUUUUGUAAUAUAAACAGGUGUUGGUGUCAUUCAGCUUUUCUUGAAUUAAUGUUUCAUUUGUUACUGAUAUUCGAUGCUUAAGCAUGUUGGCCUAUAGAUGGUUAGGGAUAAAAUAAAGUACCAUUACCCUGUCCAUUUGCUGUGUGAAUGAUGAUAAUUCAAUCGUAACAUCUGCUGGUGGUAUGCAAUAAGAUCUGUUUUCUUUGUUUGAGGGGUUCAUCAUUGGCAGCAUUGAUAUGUUAUUAUAGUAAGUGCAUUAUGGAUUAGUUUGCUGCAUUAUUCUGUUCUUUUAUUGUGUUUGCUGCAUUUUCUGUCUUCAUACGAUGUUUGCUGUCCAUUUUUUAAUGGAUUUUCUUUGCUGCAUUAUUUUGUUUUCUUAUUGAAAUGAGUUUGUUUCACCCUUGCUAGCAGUAGUUAGGGUAGAAUGUUUACUCUAAUUAUAGUUGAACCAUUACAAAGUAAAGUACUUAACACACAAUUUGCAGGAAUGGUGAAUCUUGAAAUGGAUUAGCAGACUCGGGUUUUUAAGAAAUUCACUGACCUCUUGAUCUCUUUCUCUCUUCUACUUCAAAAUCACCAUAAAGACUCAUGUUGUAGCAAUAGUUGAGGUUACUGUUUAUUGACAUGGUUGCUUUUAUCAGACUGUACAUUGCUAUGUAUCUGUUUAGCUCUUGCUUAUAUUGGCUGAUUUGUAUUAUCAUUUCUAUAUGUUGUGUUCAGCAGAAGCAUGAUUGAGAGGAUUGUGAAACGGAUUUGAUUUGAGUGGUGUAUGGAAUUGUCUGAAGUAUCCAUUUAUUUGUGUUUGGUUUAACAUUUAGCUGCUUGAUGGUCUUAUCAGUUUAGAAUCUAGACUUGAAAUGGUUGGUUUUCUGCACUUAUUGUUAAGCUUGAAUUGAAUCUGGUAGAAACGGUUAAGGAUUAUUUUUUUGUUGUCUAUUGGAUUUUCACUCUUAAUUAGUAAGCGAUAGAUGUUAUGACUUGGAUCAUGCUAAGUUACUGCACUUGAAACUAAGUAACGUGCAGCCAGGAAAAUCAAUAAAAGAAAGUUAUAACCUUUUGAUUGCAAUGUAUGGAUGAAGCAAAGCAUGCAUCUGUUUGUAUUUGUAUUUGUUGUUAAACAUUUGUGCAAGCAGAUUCUCAACGUCCCAACUGUUGAGAUUACAAAAAAAUUUCAUUGUUCAGGUCAAUGAUUUCAAAACCAUGGAAUGGACAUUUAUGGAUUCCAGAUUAGCUUCGCUUCAUAACUUCCUCCUACUACUUCAACAACACACUUGAUCUAAUAAAUGAUAGCCUUUUGUUUACUUGAGUCAAAAGUGUGCAGCAGGCAUUCUUCCCCAUUUAUGCAGUACUUAAUUUGGAGAAUUGAUUUUUGCUAUAAUUUAAUCUUUUUCAUUUACCUUUUUCAUCAAGUAUUUCUUGACUACUCACACUUUUUCAUCGUUUCUUCGAAGUUUUACAAGACACCGGCCAACGGGCCGGGCUCAAUGCUAGUUUUAUUUAAAGCCACUACAUCUAUCACAAUUCACGAAAUCAUCUCCAACCUUAAAAAAAAAAUCCCUAGCUCUUCCAAAUCGAACCCCCUUCUUCGACCUCCUCUGACAAAUCCCGAGCUCCCAACACCUUCUCCAAGUCUAGAUCCCUUGUCGCGGUGCCCAUCAUCUCCUCAGUGUCGCCGGAUCGACGAUGUAGUUCAAAGUUGCCGAUGUCAAAGCCGCAGUACGAGGGUUUUCUAUCUCUGUCUUUGCCCAUUUAGCAAAAUGGUGCCGCUGUUGUGGGGGAUGGGCGAUUUUGGAGGGUGUUCGGGGCUGUCCCGUCGAUCAAUAGUCCCCAACCUUUCAUGGCCAGAUUUGGCGGUUUGAGUGGCUCUCCAUCAGCUUCGCCUAUGGGAUUCAGUCUCUCCAUGAAUGGCGAUCUUCAAGAAUUGAUGGCGACAUCUCCGUGAAUCCUUCCCCAGCUAUGGCAGAUUCGCUCCAUAAAGGGCCCCUCAUGAUUUAGUUACGGGGUGCAUUCCUUGAUAGUGUUGUACUCUACUGCUGGGGUCCAAACUUAAUGUUGCUAUGGGAGAGUUUGUGACUGCGACUGUAGGUGUGAAAACAUAGCCCGACCCGAUUAACCCGCCCGAUCAACCCGACUCGCAACCCGACCGCAACCCGAAUUGACUAAAAGUCAACAACCCGUAACCCGCCCGAUCCGAACCCGAUUGACCCGCAACCCGACUAACCCGCAACCCGAUUAACCCAAACCCGAUUGACCCGCAACCCGAUUGACCCGAACCCGACUAAAAUUUCGUAUAAAAAAUUUUAAAAAUAUGAAACUCACUUGAUAUUACGUAUUUUAAGAAAAUGACAAAAAUUGAAACAUGAAGGUCACUUGAGAUCAUGACAAUAUUAAUAUAAUAUAUAAAUUAAAAUUUUGGUUAAUUUAACUAUUCAAUAAAAUUAUCAAUUAAAUAUAAAUAAAGUAAAGUAAUGUAUUUGGUAAUUUGAUGUUUUUAAAAGAAGAGGGAAAUUUUUGUGUAUUCAUGUUUUUGGGAAGAGAAAGAAGAGGGAAAUUUGGUUCUUUGAAUUUUUUAGAAAAAAAAACAAGUGGGAAUUUUGGUGGUUUUGAUAUGUAGGAAGAGAAAGAAGUGGGAAAAUUUGAUUCUUUUGAUUAUGAAAGAGAAAUAAGGAGGGAAACUUUUGACUUUUCAACUUUUUGUAGAAAGAAGAGGGUAAUUUGGUUCUUUCAAUUUUAUGGAAAAGAAAGAUGAGGGAAAAUUGAGUUUUUCUAAUGUAUGGAAGGAGAAAGAAGGAGUGAAAUUUUAGUAUUUUUGUGAAAAGAAAGAAGGAAACAAAUUUGGUGUUUUCAAUUUUUUGGUUUUUCAUAAUUUUAGCUUUUGAAAUAUGAAUCUUUAACUUUUAUAUGGAGGGCAUGACUAGUUAAAAUUAUUCUUAUAUGCUUUGAAGGCUAAUAUGUAUAUAUGUAUGUAAUUUUUUAUGGUCUAAUAAAUAAAUUAACCAUUAGUUAAAACAAUUUAUACUAAACUUGAUAAGUAAUCUUUGACGGUUCGUUGUUUAGGAUAUAAAGUAUAUCGUUAGGGUAUAAGGUAUAAGGUACAUAUGGUUUAGAGUGUAUAUGGUUAGGGUAUAAGAUAUUGAUGGUUUUGAUGGUUCUAAGUUUUUUAUUAACAUAUGUUCAUUGAAGUCAUUUUAAGUCUUUAACGGCAGGAGAUCCCUUUUUAAUUUAUGUUUAUGGUACGUGGUUAGGGUACAAGGUAUGUGGCGUAAAGUAUAGGAUAUAUGGUUAGGGUAUAACAAUUAGCAAAUAUCACUUCUUAUCUAUGUUUUGAAAAUCAAAGUAUGAAUUUCACUUUUAAAAUUAACUAUACUAUCAAAAUCACAACUCAAGGACAUAUGGUUAGGGUAUAGGUUAUGUGGUUAGUGUAUAAUGUAUUGAUGGUUUAGGGUAUACAAUCAACAACAUAUACUAACUUAAUAUUGUUGAUUGAGAUUGUUGAUUGAGGGUAAAGCUAAGUGUAUAGGAUAUAUGCUAUUGAGUAAGUUAUGAUUGAAGUCACAAUAAUUUUACUAACUUUGAUAGCUAAUCUUUAAUGGUUCAAUUUUUAGGAUAAUUCGAACAAUUUUACAUAUAACUCGUUUGGCAACAGUUUACUAAAGUUAUUUGGGCAAUGAGUUAUUGUGAAAUAACUCAUUUUAUCCCUAUGCUUUUGCCAAAUACCACACGCCAAAUACCGGAUUUGCAUGGUUAUACUAAACGAGAUACUUUAAUCCAAUUACUACUGAAUUAAUACUAAAAUAUCAAAUAAACAAUUAACGGUGUCUUUUGGUUGCAAAUAUUGAUAUCACCAUUACUAUUAGCUAUAAUACUUUACCAAUUAUGAUUAAUUACAUAACAAGUUUGCAAGUCAUACAAAUUGAUUUAACAUUUUGACUAGUUUUUUUCAAAAAAAUAAAGUAUAUAUAUACGAGGCAGAAAUAAAUUGGUUAAAAAGUUGAGAAAAUAUUUUAAAUUAGUGUAAUAAAAUGUGUAAGUUGGUAAUGAGUAAUGAGUUAAGUUACUUGAUGCGCUGGCCCGAACAACCCGAAACCCGACCCGCCCGACCCAAAACCCGAUGAACCCGCAACCCGAUUUGCCCGCAACCCGAUUGAAUCCGAACCCGAUGAACCCGCAACCCGACUAACCCGCAACCCGUUUGAACCCGAACCCGAUAAACCCGAACCCGAUGAACCCGCAACAUGACUAACCCGCAACCCGUUUGAACCCGAACCCGAUUGAACCCAGCCCGAACCCGCCCGAUUGACACCUAUAACUGCGACCAUUCCUCUGCCACUGAGAUUGACAGUGAAACAUGAAGAUCCUACACAAGGAAGCUUUAAGGUAACUAUCAAGUUUGGCUCCUGGCUUCUUUGCUCUUUUCUUCCCCAGAUCAGUUUCAUUUAUGAUUGUUAUGAUGGUGGUUUAGCUGUGAAAAGCCUUAUUGUCUCCACCAUAUAGCGGUGAGCAAAGAGAAGAAUCAAAAUCUUCCUUGUGCAUCCACCAAUUAGGUCAUUGUUAUUUUGUCCUUGGGGUGUAGUAGGUACUUUUCUUUUUCCUCUUUACCACCUAGCUCUAAUUCCAUGUUCUGUUGGAUGUUUUAUGAAGCUUUCAUGAUUUGUUGUUUGGUUCACUACAUCGAUUGAUCUUAAUCCAUGGUGUCUUCCUUUAAUAGUUAACUAAUCGCAUAAAUAACUUGAUGGUUGGCCUAAUUGCUUGUGCUUUUCUCUUCUUUUGGUAUGCUUACACUCUUAAGCUGAUUGCAAAACUUGGCCUAACUAAUUAUGUAAACUCUGUUAGAGUCAAACUUAGAGGUUCCAGGAUUCAUCCAGCCAAAUAUUAAGGCCUGAACUACAACACAAUUGAUGAAGCUGUAAGUCUAUCCGAAAAAGUCCUGAACACCUGAUUUCGGUUUUUGUGUUAUUGCAGGUUGAGAAUGAUGAAGCAUGGACAAUCCUCUCAUCCAAAUGAUUCACAUUUAAGUAACUUAAGCUCAAAUAAUAAAAUAGUACAUUGAAGCUCUCCUCUGUUAUCAAUUAUUCAACUAUCUGGAUCAAAGACUUCUGAUAUAUCUUUGUUCAUUUUCUUUUUAUGGUUAUGCCAAAGGGAUAGAUGGGUCGUGGAGGAUGGGAAGGCAAUAGUAGUAUCGUUGCUGAAUUUUGUAAGUACUUGCUCACCUCUAUUGUUUGUACUAUACUACUUACCCACCAGACUUUUGUUUAUAAAUUAAUCUAUAACCUUGGAGGUGGGAUUUCAUAUCCGAUAAGAAGUUUGCUGAGUAAAUGAAUGAUAUAUAAAUUAGUUAGUUUAGCCCAUAAAAAAAAAAUUAGUUAGUUUAGAUAGAUAAUGCAAAUACAGAAGCUUUAUAUAGAUUCUACUGUCUGCAUUAUUGUGUUAUAGAUAUGUAGAAACAUCCCAUGACUUUGUAAGAAAGUCCUAUGAGAAUA
Molecule: messenger RNA, 6624 nt
Organism: Linum trigynum
Lineage: Eukaryota; Viridiplantae; Streptophyta; Magnoliopsida; Malpighiales; Linaceae
Source: the annotation of a GenBank genome assembly